Messenger RNA from Nymphalis io (European peacock), 1992 nucleotides. RefSeq names its product NADH dehydrogenase [ubiquinone] 1 alpha subcomplex assembly factor 3. The record is from RefSeq and is a predicted model, not a curated record. Gene Ontology annotation, biological process: mitochondrial respiratory chain complex I assembly. NCBI's taxonomy places the organism in Eukaryota, Metazoa, Arthropoda, Insecta, Lepidoptera, Nymphalidae. Gene Ontology annotation, cellular component: mitochondrial inner membrane. The transcript has 6 exons. Bases 104 to 664 code for a protein of 186 amino acids.
GUCAAUAUGACUUUUUGUGCUAUGCCAAAGGCAUUUUAAUUUUAAAAAUAAAUGUGCGCAAUACUUUAUUACCGAAAUUAGUUAAACUUCUUAAUCAUUAAAAAUGCUGUUAAGAAGUUUUCGACAAGUAGGAGAAACAUUUAAAAGAAAUCCACUAUUUUUAAGUGUAAGAAAUAAAGCUGCAUAUGAGGGUGAUGGAAAAACAACAGUAAAAAUCUUAAACCAGGACCAAGACCUAGGCCUCAUGAUAGAUGCAUAUGGAAGCUAUGGUUUUCGAAUUAACAAUGGAAUCACAGUGUUAGGACCAAUUGCUAUAUUUCCUAGGACAAUAUUGUCGUGGCAAAUACGUACAUCGAGUGAAAUCAACGAGGCUUCACUUCGGUUUUUUAAGCUUUUGGAACCUAAGAUUGAUUUAUUGAUAAUAGGCUUAGAAACGAAUGAUAGAAAAGUUAUAAAUUCCGUAUUCAAGGCGUCAAGGGAAGCAAAACUGAAUGUUGAGAUAUUGCAAACCGAGCAUGCUUGUUCCACUUUCAACUUCUUAAACGCAGAGGGGAGAUCGAUAGCCGGAGCUCUACUGCCUCCCCUCCACAUUGAUAUGAAUGAAAAUGAUAUGUUGCAAACCAAACUGCACUAUCAAAAUGUUUUCGAGAAAGGUCUCAAUUAAAACAUCCGUAUAAAUGUCAACAAGAUAUAAUAUAUAUGUAUGACGGCGUGGUAUUGAUCACGUGGCGCAAUUCGUUUCGGAGCCGUUAUCAGACAUGUUAUAGACGCAAAGUAAAAGUUCAAUCUCGUACAACUGUUUAUUUGUUCGCUUACAAUCGAUAAUUACAAAAUAACAUUUAACCACGUCGAUUAAAGUGGUUGGACACGAUACAAGACGACGACCGUUCGCCCCGGAGUCCCUUCCCAAGUCCCUCGCACGAGAACGUUCAACAAACUUCAAGUGUCCGAUGUCAGCGGUGCUAUACCGUGGAGGUGUACGCUCGCACUGCUAUCCGCCUUUGCAAAUAGCGAGCGAGCGAGCUUGCGGACGAACUCCUCCACGGUGGGCGUCCUGGUGUCUCGGUGGAUGACGUCAUUCCUGACGUACCUCGGAGCUCCUACAAUCAUUCGCAGGCAUCGGUUUUGUUGGAUCUGAAUCCUCCGCUUCUGGUACGCUGAGCAGAGUGCGUACCAGGCGGGGGCCGCAUACGUCAGGCGCGAGCGGACGUAGGCACCGUAGACCCUCAGUCUGGUCUUCAUAGGAAGCCGCGAUGUGAAAAGGGUGUACAACUUAGACCGGGCAGCCGCGGCAUGACUCACCACCUUGUUAACGGUGGGUAUCAAGCGCAGCCUGCGGUCCAAGUGACACCCCAAGUAACAGACUGAGGUCUGCCACUCCACGUCCUGGCCUCGGAAGGUGAGCCGACGCAUCGGCUUUCGACCUUACUCAAGCGUACUACUUGACGUUUCCGAGAACCGCUUAUAGAUGGCGUUGUACUCAAAUUAUGGCGUCUUAUCUUUGAUUCUGCGACAUGUGGUUACCGCACGAUUCAUUCAUCUCAUGUUCUACCGAAUAAGCAAUACUUAGUAUUGUAGUCUACUGGUAGUAUCCAGUAUACUACCAGUAGACUACAAUACCACCACAAAGGAUAUAAUACUGUGUGAUAUUUUAACAGUGCCAUGUUAAAUAAAAAAAAAUUCAUUGUCUGUGGUCAGUUUAUAUUGAAUUCAUUUUGAUAGUGACAUCUCUAUUAGUGACAUUACAUAGUAAUGUCAUCAAUUAUUUAAUAUUCUCAACAAUAUAAUUUUUCAAUCGGAAGGAAUUUUCCUGUUGCAGAAAUGCUGCUUAGGGAUUAUUAGGGUUAAAUUUAUUAAUUUAUUUCGUUCAGAAUAGUUUUAGCAUAGAUAAUUAUAAAUAUAAAUUAUUUCACAAAUGAUAUUAAAAAUAUUGUACAAUAUACGUUAUGUAAAUAUUACGUUAUACAGUGAAAUAUAGUUUAUUAAAGUAUU